This is a messenger RNA of Grus americana (Whooping crane), 4102 nucleotides long. RefSeq names its product polypeptide N-acetylgalactosaminyltransferase 13 (gene GALNT13). The coding region runs from base 1011 to 2681 and encodes 556 amino acids. Lineage: Eukaryota; Metazoa; Chordata; Aves; Gruiformes; Gruidae. The transcript has 13 exons. The record is from RefSeq and is a predicted model, not a curated record. Gene Ontology annotation, cellular component: Golgi apparatus.
AAUCGCAUUUCAUGACGUUCAUACAAUUGAGGGAUCGCCUCUAUUCUCGUGGGGUUUGCCCCGUUUUCUCCGCGCUUCCAUCCGCCGGUGACCGCCCGGCUACCAGCGCGCACAGCUGAGGGGGCCGGACGGCCUGGGGUGGGCACGGCGGAGACCGGCGCUCCCCUCCCUCCCGCCCCCACAGCGGCAGCCUGCCGGGGGGAGCCGCCGCCCGGCUCCGGCAGCUGGUUAGAGACCGGCCGUGCUGCCCUGCGGGAGGGCGUUCAUUUUCUCCAGGAUCCCACCCGAAACGGGAGGGAGGGCCGCCCGUGGCGAGAUCGCUUCACGGCGGAGACCUGGCGGCACCGCCCGCUCCCCUCAGCGCCCCUUCCCGCCACCUCCCCCGCCCGCCGGGCCGCCGCCUCCCGCCCCCUCCCGGCAGCCGCUAUUUGUAAGGAGGAGCCGCCUUCCCACACCUGCCCGCCUCUCCCUCCUUCCCCACCCGGCCGAGACGGCUCCGCGCCCGCUGCGGGGACACCCACCUCGCCGCGUCCCCGCUCCGCCGGGCCGACCCCAAGUAUCGCGGGAGCCGGGCGCUGCCUGCGCUGCCGCAGCCAUUGGGCGGCGCGGCGGAGGAGAGGCGGCGGCUGACGACGCGCGGCCACCGACCUGGCGAGGCAGCGGCGCGGAGCCGAGCCCAGCUCUGGGGCCGCUGUCCCGCCUCGCUUCGCCUCGCCUCGGCGGCCAUGAGGAGGAGGAGGGCAGCGGUGUCGCGCUCUGCCCCGGACGGGCGGCGGCGCUGCUGAGCGCGGGGCCGGGCGUCCCACCGCAGGAAAGUUACCCAGCGGUUCAGUGCUAAGAUCGUGCUUUGGGAGCAUGGCCGAAGCAGAACUCCCCAUCUCGCGGUGGAACGCAGCUUCUAAUGUGGGAUGCUUGUCUUUGCUUCCAUGUUGGAUUUUAGCUGUGGGAGUUUGAACAUCUCAGCAACUGCUGCCUUUCCUCAGCAUUUGAGCUAGAAACAGAGCAAAGCAAUGAGGAGAUUUGUUUACUGCAAGGUGGUCCUCGCCACUUCUCUCAUGUGGGUGCUUGUGGACGUCUUCUUACUUUUAUACUUUAGUGAAUGUAAUAAAUGCGAUGACAAGAGAGAGAGGUCUCUGCUGCCUGCUCUGAGGGCCGUUAUUUCCCGAAACCAAGAAGGACCUGGAGAGAUGGGAAAGGCUGUGCUCAUUCCGAAGGACGACCAGGAGAAGAUGAAAGAGCUGUUUAAAAUCAACCAGUUUAACCUCAUGGCCAGCGACCUGAUCGCCCUGAACCGCAGUUUGCCCGACGUGAGGCUGGACGGGUGCAAGACCAAAGUCUACCCCGACGACCUGCCCAACACGAGCGUCGUGAUUGUGUUUCACAACGAAGCCUGGAGUACUCUGCUCCGGACUGUGUACAGCGUUAUAAAUCGCUCGCCACACCGCUUGCUUUCUGAAAUCAUCCUGGUGGACGAUGCCAGCGAGAGAGAAUUUUUGAAGGCCUCGUUAGAGAAUUACGUGAAAAAUCUGGAAGUCUCCGUAAAAAUCAUCCGGAUGGAGCAGAGGUCGGGACUGAUCCGCGCGCGGCUCCGCGGGGCAGCAGCCUCCACGGGGCAGGUGAUCACCUUCCUGGACGCGCACUGCGAGUGCACCCUGGGCUGGCUGGAGCCGCUGCUGGCCCGCGUAAAGGAGGACAGGAAAACUGUUGUCUGCCCAAUCAUUGACGUGAUCAGCGAUGACACGUUUGAAUACAUGGCCGGGUCAGACAUGACUUACGGAGGGUUUAACUGGAAACUCAACUUCCGCUGGUAUCCGGUUCCCCAGAGGGAGAUGGACAGGAGGAAAGGAGACAGGACCUUGCCUGUGAGGACCCCUACUAUGGCUGGUGGCCUAUUUUCUAUUGACAGAAACUACUUUGAAGAGAUAGGAACUUACGAUGCAGGAAUGGAUAUCUGGGGUGGCGAGAAUCUUGAAAUGUCUUUUAGGAUUUGGCAGUGCGGCGGCUCCCUUGAGAUUGUCACCUGCUCGCACGUCGGCCACGUUUUCCGAAAGGCAACACCUUACACCUUCCCUGGCGGCACUGGACACGUCAUCAACAAGAACAACAGGAGGCUGGCUGAGGUGUGGAUGGAUGAGUUUAAGGACUUCUUCUAUAUAAUUUCCCCAGGUGUCGUUAAGGUGGAUUAUGGCGAUGUAUCCGUCAGAAAAGCUCUAAGAGAAAACUUGAAGUGUAAACCCUUCUCAUGGUACUUGGAAAACAUCUAUCCCGACUCCCAGAUUCCACGGCGCUAUUACUCGCUCGGUGAGAUCAGGAACGUUGAAACCAACCAGUGUUUAGACAACAUGGGCCGCAAGGAAAAUGAAAAAGUGGGCAUUUUCAACUGCCACGGCAUGGGAGGAAAUCAGGUGUUUUCUUACACUGCUGACAAAGAGAUCCGGACGGACGACUUGUGCCUGGACGUCUCGAGGCUGAACGGCCCCGUCAUCAUGCUCAAGUGCCACCACAUGAGGGGGAACCAGCUCUGGGAGUACGAUGCCGAGAAGCUCACCCUGAGGCACGUCAACAGCAACCAGUGUCUGGAUGAGCCGUCGGAGGAGGACAAGAUGGUUCCCACCAUGAGGGAGUGCGGUGACGGCCGUUCCCAGCAGUGGCUGCUGCGCAACAUGACCCUGGGUGCCUGAAGUCGGCGCAGACCCGCUGCCUCGGCUGGGAUGUCCUCCUCCUCCUCCUCCUCCUCUUCCUCCUCCCCUCCUCCUUGCUGAGGCCAGCGGUGCUGAAGCCCUCUCCAAAUCCCAACUGUCAGAGCAAAGUCACGGGGGCUGUUCCUUGAUGAGGCGGGUCUCCACGUGCCCCUUCGAAGCCUGUGACUGUUCCAAAGCAGCUCGUCUGAGCCUAUGAAUGUCAAAACACGUGCUGUUGUCAACACAAACGUGCUCAGAAAAGGUUCCAGGGAAACCUCUAUGAACCCUACAGCAAAGAGGUUGGGAUGGAGGGUGUUCUGCCUGUCGCGCACCACUGCCGAGAAGUGACCCGGUACAGAAUGCCUUAUGACACUCAGUGGCACUGGGAACCAUCCUGGCAGGCAUCUCCUGAGCUGGAUGUGUUGGUGCUGGUCUGUCCCGGCACGCGGUGGGGAUAUUUGCUGUUCUCGUGUCGAGUGGGACUCGGUGCAGAACCGCGCUGAGUAGCAAAGUCACCAGUCAGAGCAAAAGCUUCGUGCUUUGUGCUGGGAGACAAAUGAGAUCCGGUGUUUGGAAAAGCAGCAAAAGUGAGCAAAGACUGCACUCAGAAAUUGAAAUUAAAUCAAAUGAGGCAACGGCAAAAGACGUGGGAACAGCGUUAAGAAGGAGGAAUGACGCGCGUGAGUCGCUCAGACCAGCUCAGAUUGAAGUGUCCUCUGCGAUGGGAAGAGAACCGGCUGGGGCUGGCACCUGGGGAGCUGCAGGGGGGUGCAGGUGGAGGUACCAAACCCUGAGACCGCCGGAGACUGCGAGUUGCUCUGACCACGAUCCCUAUAGCUGCCACCCUUAAGCGUUAGUAUAUAACACUGCAUCCUGCAUCAGGCACAGACGGGAGCUUCAUCCGUGGAUCCCCUACGCCCAGAGGGUGAAACUGGAUCGACUCUGAGUUCUGGCUCCAGGUGUUCUUGCUUCGAUAGCAAUGACAGAUGCUUAUUUAGAUUUUUAAUAAUGUCGUGGCUUAAUCAUUUUGUUAGCGUGGUUAUUAAAAACAUGCUGAUGGCAUGCAGUCGUGUCGGAGGCAUCGCAGGAACUGAUGCCGCGCCGGCCCGCGGCGCGACGCGUGGAAGGGUCCUAUACGUACGGGUGGCGUUUCCUAUACGUAUUGGUGACGUUUCUCGUGGUGACCCCAGCGGCACGCGCUCCCCAAAAUGCAUCUGCUGCGCGACGGGCUGGGGUUUCGGCAGUAAUCUGUAACUUCCCAUUGCCUGGAGGGUUCAAGAGCCCUAAAUCACGGGGCGGCAGCAGCCACGUGGUACAGCGCGGGUAAGCGGUCAGAUGGGUUCCCUUUAUUUCACUCACAAUUCUGCAAAAGGUCUGUUUAUGCACUAGGCCAUUAAAAAACGACAAUAUUUUCUGUAUAA